Helobdella robusta is the source of this 5713-nucleotide messenger RNA. RefSeq lists its product as hypothetical. Gene Ontology annotation, molecular function: extracellular matrix structural constituent. Lineage: Eukaryota; Metazoa; Annelida; Clitellata; Rhynchobdellida; Glossiphoniidae. Gene Ontology annotation, cellular component: collagen trimer; basement membrane. The transcript is spliced from 32 exons. Bases 1 to 4437 code for a protein of 1478 amino acids. The record is from RefSeq and is a predicted model, not a curated record.
AUGAAUUCUCAUAGGGUGAUCCUGGAGAGAAAGGAGAACCUGGCUAUAUGGGCGCUAAGGGGUGACAAGGGCGAUACAGGUCCGAGGGGUGCCAAAGGCUACGUUGGGCCUGACGGAGGACCGGGUAAAAACGGAUACGACGGCUUACCAGGAGCAGCUGGACCUAAAGGUAACCAAGGGCCGAAAGGAAUGAUGGGUGAUACUGGACCAAGAGGUAUGAAAGGACCCAAAGGUAGAAUUGGUCCUGACGGUUUCAUUGGCAGACCGGGAGGCAGUGGUGUAGGCAGGUGUAUAGAUGGCAAACAAGGUGAAAAAGGAGACAACGGAUUUUCUGGUCUCACUGGCGAUACAGGUUUUGAGGGAUUUCCUGGUAGUCCAGGUUUUAACGGAAGGCCUGGAAAUCAAGGACCACCAGGCCUGCCGGGUGAUUCCAGUGGGCCGGGUUCCAAAGGAGAUAUAGGAAAUCCAGGUCGCUCCGGCUCACCUGGUAGGUCGGGUCUAAUAGGCUAUCCUGGUCCUAAAGGUCAACCGGGUGAAAAAGGAAAUCCAGGGUUAUCUGUUCCAGGGCAGCCAGGUGCUGAUGGACUGCCAGGGAGACCUGGACAAUAUGGACCAAAAGGUAGAAUAGGUGUUCAGGGCAUUCGAGGACAACCAGGAGAAACAGCCGACGGCUGGAUAGGUCCACGCGGGCUGAAAGGUCCAAAAGGAUUAAGGGGUCCAAAAGGUUAUUCCGGUGACGUUGGAGUUCCCGGAUUAAAUGGACAAAAAGGUGAGCACGGACGUCCCUGUGCAACGUGCAUUCCAGGACUACCCGGAAAAAAAGGUGAGCUCGGUCUAGAAGGUCCCCCAGGAGCAGCGGGACCCAGAGGUAAAAUUGGAAUAGUAGGAGAUCCAGGAUUGCCGGGAGAGUCAGGAAGGAAUGGUGCAAAAGGUCCUGAUGGUAUUCAGGGUAAACCUGGAAUAGAUGGAGAGCCUGGAUUGAAGGGCGAACAUGGAGAUGAUGCCGAUCAGAUCGCAGUGAAAGGAGAGCCAGGUGCUAAAGGUUUUAAGGGACGCGUAGGCUUUCCUGGCAAAGACGGGGCUCCAGGUAAACUUGGUCUAAUGGGAAUACCCGGAAAUCCUGGAGUUCCUGGUCCGCCGGGACAAAAAGGAGAUAUUGGGAUGAAAGGCAAUCCCGGAAGGCCAGGAAACGACGGACUGCCCGGUUCGCCGGGACAACAGGGCGACAAAGGGAUGGGUCAAGUCGGUAGGAAAGGUGAGAAAGGGGCACCUGGAUACCCCGGAAGAAAGGGAAAUAUAGGAGACCGAGGCUCAGUGGGAGAACCAGGACAGGUCGCCUUGAUAGAACCAAGAGGAUUGCCUGGCGACCCCGGAGAUUACGGUUACAUUGGAGGACCUGGAAUGCCCGGUGUCACUGGAGAUAAAGGAGACCGAGGAGUAAACGGAAUGCCCGGUCCAACUGGCCCUGCUGGUUUUCCAGGUCUUCCUGGAAGAAAGGGUGAGAUAGGGCUUCCUGGAGCUAGAGGCGAUUAUGGAGUGCGAGGUUCGCCAGGACCCGUGGGUGAUCCAGGUUUUCAGGGAGAGAAAGGAGGUAAGGGUGUACCUGGCGACAAAGGAGAAGCGGGUGAUCCCGGCCCUACGCGUGUUGUCACACCUGACGAAUGCAAAGGUAGUCCGGGUCUUCCGGGCCCGCCAGGUGCCCUGGGAGUCAGAGGCGCUGAGGGACCUAAAGGCAUGAAGGGCGAACCUGGUAUAAAAGGAGACCUAGGCCCAGUGGGUGAUCCCGGAUUUGUCGGAUCUCCUGGAUUACCUGGAGAAAAAGGAGAUAGCUCUAUGGUCUAUGCCGGAGUUAAAGGUUUACUUGGCGUUCCGGGUAGACCCGGAUUAGUCGGACCGGUCGGAUUGAAGGGAUUUCUAGGUGAUCCAGGCCAGCAAGGUCAGCCAGGCUUGCCCGGAGCUUUUGGACCUGUUGGACAACCCGGAUUUCCAGGAAUGAAAGGUGAUGAGGGCUUCCCUGGUAAAUCAGGACUGCCUGGUCCCAACGGAUUAUCUGGAGAGAAAGGUAACAAAGGACCUCGAGGUUUGACCGGAGUUUCUGGCUUUCCGGGCGAGAAAGGAAACCCUGGAGUGCCUGGUGAUAACGCUGCAUUAGGUGCAAAAGGAAGAACUGGAUCACCCGGACCACCUGGGACGCGUGGACUUCCAGGGAUGAAGGGCAACCCUGGUCUUAAUGGCCUACCAGGACAGAAAGGUGAGCAGGGACCAUCGUCUCCUCCUGGUCCCAAGGGCGAUCCAGGACUUCCCGGACCCAGUGGUCCACAAGGAAUUAAAGGAUCACCCGGAAGGCUAGGAGGCAAAGGUCAACCCGGUAAACCAGGAACACCAGGAUUCGCCCAGCCAGGCCUUCAAGGUCUACCAGGUGAUCCUGGUUUUCCAGGAAUCUCGGGGUUGAAGGGAUUUGAUGGAUUGAGUGGAGACGAUGGUUUACCCGGAAUGAACGGUCGGAAAGGAGAGAAGGGUAACAAGGGAUUUCCAGGACAAAAUGGAAUGCCCGGAAAUAACGGAACAAACGGGAUUCCAGGGGACAAAGGCAUUAAAGGCAUACAGGGUUUACCCGGACAGGUAGGUCCACAAGGGGAUGCCAGGGAUACAAUUAUUCCUGGUUUACGAGGCGAUCCAGGAGACAUGGGACCUAAAGGAUAUCCCGGUCCAAAAGGAGCUAAAGGUCAAGCUGGAAUCCCCGGACUUCCUGGACAAAUAGGAAAUCCUGGAUAUCCUGGUAUUUCGGGCAAGCCAGGAACCACUGGCGCGAAAGGAGACUCUGGACCUCCUGGAAUGCUAGGCAUUCCUGGACCGCCCGGCAUCAGAGGAGCACCCGGAGAGAAUGGUUUUCCUGGGCCUAAGGGACUUGAUGGCGAACCUGGAGCCGUUGGACCAGCUGGUAAAUCAGGAAAUCCAGGUGCUAAAGGUCCGGCGGGCUUGCCAGGAUACGGACCUCCUGGCGAUGAGGGCAUUCCAGGCAGAAAUGGAGUAGACGGUCUCAGAGGACCCAAAGGAGAUGAAGGGCCUCCCGGUCUGGACGGUAUGAGAGGAGCGAAGGGAUAUCCUGGACAGCCAGGUCAGCUGGGCGAGAAAGGAAAUAAAGGAAUCGAUGGACCACAAGGAGCCAAAGGAGCGAUUGGUAAACCUGGAGUUCAGGGAGUCCCAGGCUUUCCGGGCAAAGUUGGACCCCCUGGAGAUGUGGGAGACAAUGGACCUCCUGGAUACAACGGGAUUACCGGAACAACUGGAUUACCUGGAAAGCAAGGACCUCCUGGACCAGCCGGAAAUCUCGGUGUAACGGGAAGAACAGGAAUGGAUGGCUUGCCGGGCGUGAAAGGGAAUGUGGGACCAGUGGGACCUCUCGGACCACCCGGAAUUCCAGGUAUCAAAGGUUACCCAGGGCCUGGUGGAGAUCCAGGUAGAUCCAUAUCAGUGAUGCCAGGUCUCCUAAUCAAGGGGGACAAAGGUGCUCCCGGAACUCCCGGCCCCCCUGGGCCAAACGGUAAACCCGGACUUAAUGGUGAUCCUGGAUUUCCGGGACCAUCCGGUCUGCCAGGAGAUGAGGGACAGGUGGGAUUGCCAGGAUUACCCGGAUCCAAUGGACUACCCGGAGUGACGGGUCCUCAGGGUCCCAGAGGAUAUCAAGGACCAAGAGGGCCCAACGGCAGACCAGGUAAUCCUGGAUUUCCCGGAAAUCCAGGAGCGGUUCUAUCGACGGGAUUAACUAUUGUAAGACACAGUCAGACCAUGGAAAGCCCUCACUGUCCCUCUCAAGGUAGAGUCCUCUGGACUGGAUACAGUUUGUUGCAGUUCAGGAAUAAUGAAAAAUCUCUUAACCAGGAUUUAGGGGGCCCUGGCUCCUGCCUCCAAGUCUUCAGCACGGCACCAUUCCUCUUCUGUGACUCUAUGAAGACGUGCAACUACGCCUCUCGCAACGACAGAUCCUUCUGGCUGUCGACCGCCGAGGCCCUGCCCAUGAUGCCCGUUACUGGCAGCGAGAUUUCUAAAUAUCUCAGCAGGUGCGUGGUGUGUGAGGUGCCUUGGAUCGCCAUGGCCAUCCACAGUCAGACAAGGAACGUUCCCGACUGCCCGCCCGGUUGGAGCAGUCUCUGGAUCGGUUACAGCUUCUUCAUGCAAGCCGCGGGUCGUAGUGGUACCGGCCAGCAACUAUCUAGUACGGGCUCCUGCCUCGAAGACUUCAGAACCACCCCCUUCAUCGAAUGCAGCACCGAACGCGGCAGCUGCCACUACUACCCUGACAAGGUCAGCUUCUGGCUCUCGGCAUUUGAGCCCUACGAACAAUUCGAAAAGCCGCAACACAAUAAAUACCAGGGCGGAAAUCUUCGAGACUACGUCAGUCGGUGCCACGUCUGCGCUAAAGAUACAUUAAGAUAAAUUUUAUUUUUUAAGUUAAUUAAUUGGUAUAUUAAUAAUUAAUUGAUAGAUUGAUCGAUUGAUUGAUUGAUUGGUUGGUUGGUUGGUUGGUUGAUUUUGAUUGAUUGAUUGGUUAAUAACUAAUUCAUUAAUAGUUCAUUGAUUGAUUAUUUUUAAUUAAUUGAGUGGAAAAAUUAUAAAUAGUUGGUUGAUGUUUGACUAGCUGGCUGGCUGGUUUAUUACGUUGUGUGAUUGAAUCGUUUGUGGUGAUUAAUUUGAAUAGUGCCUUUAUUUUGUUUUUUAUUCAGAUUUUUCCAUUUUAUCAUUUAAAAAACAAUUUGAAAACAAAUGAUAAAAUAUAAAUAUACGAACGAUUUUAGCAUUUCAUUGCUGUCAAGAAAAUAGUUUUUUAGCACCUUACCAUCGUCAUAGUAUAUGCACACGUACAUAUGUACAUCGUAUGGUAUACAUUUAUAUAAGUAUAAAUAUACACUGGUAUAUGUGUAUGUGUUUAUUUGUGUGUGUAUGUCUAUGUGUGUGUGAUAUAUGUGUGUGUGUUUAGAAGGCAUACAAAUCAUAUAUAAACGAAUUAUUUUAUCUUAAAUUUUAAAAAAGUGAUCAACUUAUUGGUCGGUUGGUCGUUUAAAACUGAAAUUAUUUUUUCAUAUGAAAGAAAAAAAUAUAAAUCUUAGAGUCAGACAAACAUACAUGCAUUUAGUUAUAAUAUAUUAUUACAUCAAAUGAGAUCAUAGUUAAUGUUGUUGCUAGCAUUAUUAUCGAUGUUAUUAAUGUUAUCAUCAUUAUUAUCGUUGUUAUGAAUGUGAUUUUGUGUGUGUAUAUAAAUUCGUUUAUAUAUGGUUCUAAUAAAAUGGUUAUGAAAUGAUUUUAUUGAUUUUUAUAUCAAAUUAAUUUUCAAUUUCAUUAUCACAGAAAUUCGCUAAGUAAUAUUAAUGAGUGGUCAUUGGCGCCAAUGAGGAGUUAUUAUUUUUAAUAUUAAUGAGUUAAUAAGCAAUUAUGUUAAUGAGAAGUCAUUAAUAUUAAGUAGUUAAUAAGCAAGUAGUUAAAAAGCAAUUAUGUUAAUGAGAAGUCAUUAAUAUUAACAAGUUAAUAAGCAGUUAUGUUGAUGAGAAGUCAUUAUUAAUGAUAUAUUUUUAUUUGACAUUAAUGUAAUGUAAUUGACGUUGGCGAAUUCAACCAAUAUACAUUUAAAACUUCGCUUAUGGAUUCGCGUCGAUUUUAUUCUUAAAUAUUCAUUGUUUAUGAAUUAAAUAAGAUUUAAAUAAAUACUCUUGCUAUA